AUGACCACACGUCUAGUUUUCCGUCGGCACAACCAUUAUAAUACCGCCUCGAACCGUGUGAGGCGCGUCAAAACCCCUGGUGCGAAGGUCGUAUACCUCAACGUCCGCAAGCAGGCUUCUCGCCAGAAGUGUGGGGGAUGCGGAAGGCUCCUUCCGGGGAUCCCUGCACGCCGCCCUCCUCAGUUAAGGCUGUUGAAGAAGCGCGAGAGGAGAGUCAACCGUGCAUAUGGCGGCACCCGAUGCCACUUUUGCGUUCGCGAGAAGGUGCUUCGUGCCUUCCUGGUUGAAGAGCAGAAGUGCGUGAAACAAGUCCUACAAGUCAAGGAGAAACAGAAGAGGGAAGAGGUGAAGAGCGAGAACAAGAAAAACAAGAAGCGCACCAAGUGA
Messenger RNA from Cyclospora cayetanensis, 387 nucleotides. RefSeq names its product 60S ribosomal protein L34-B-like. The transcript has 3 exons. Gene Ontology annotation, biological process: translation; ribosome biogenesis. The record is from RefSeq and is a predicted model, not a curated record. Gene Ontology annotation, cellular component: cytosolic large ribosomal subunit; ribosome. The coding region runs from base 1 to 387 and encodes 128 amino acids. Gene Ontology annotation, molecular function: structural constituent of ribosome. Lineage: Eukaryota; Apicomplexa; Conoidasida; Eucoccidiorida; Eimeriidae.